Messenger RNA from Haliotis rufescens (red abalone), 6226 nucleotides. RefSeq lists its product as uncharacterized. The record is from RefSeq and is a predicted model, not a curated record. Gene Ontology annotation, molecular function: protein binding. Lineage: Eukaryota; Metazoa; Mollusca; Gastropoda; Lepetellida; Haliotidae. The transcript is spliced from 7 exons. The coding region runs from base 126 to 3701 and encodes 1191 amino acids.
CUCCUGCUCAGGUCGGUGCUUUCCUGAACCAUGUUUCCUUGGGAUUUUACGUUUGUUAGAAUUACGAGCUUCGUCCAUGGUUCGAUUGAAGAGGAAAUUGGAUUUGAGGGUGUCCCUCCUCAACAAUGACAGCCACUUUAGUUGAAUUUCCUACAAGUUUCCACAAAAAAGAGUGUUUUAGGAUCGUUAUUUCCACCAACAUGGAGGUUGACAUCGAUGAGAAGGAGCUUGCGGACAGAAUGGCGGCCGCGGAGGCAAUGUCUGCCUUGUCGUCUGUUGUGCGCGUCAAUCCUGGGGAUUCCCCAGCCUCGCCUCGGACUUCCAAAAGGAUUGCUAGCAGGGGAACGCGAGGUGGAGGCAGAGGUAGGGGUAGGAAAAUAAACCAAGGUGAUAAAAUGUCGAAUUCAGAAGCGAAAAAAUCUAGGUCACGUGCCAGGACAAAUCAUGACACGACAAAAAGCAGCGUGACGGAUACCGCCCGAAAUAAACCAAGUCGUGUUGCGUCCAAAUCGAAAGGGGGUGCACAGGAGCAAGCUCCUAAACGGUCACCGAGGAGAAAAUCGAAAUCAGGUCAGCCUGAGCCAGAAACGCCCACAAAGACAAGGACGAAGCGGAAAAAUACGAGUUCAGAAAGUAGUGAAAUGCCAGUGCUAGAACCCCAGGUUACAAAUGCAAGUAGCACUGUGUCAAAUAUUCCUAGUUUACCAAGUACAUUAUCUUUGACUUUACCCAGUUUGAACAUUCCAUCACUGGGCACACUGCCGACUCUCAGCAGCAUAUCAUUAUUUCAUACAGACUUAAACAGUGGCGACAGACAGAAACAGGACAAUAAGUCGCUGCCUUUCAAGAAGAGGAGGCUGAUUAAUAAUGAACACAGCGAAGAUAGCGAAGACCAGGAGAGUAAAACUGAGGGUGCUCAAACUCAAGAGCAAGGCCCUAACACGCCCUCACAGACCCCAAGUGUCCAGAUUGACCCGAGUCAGCACUUCCGGCUAUUCCAGGAAAUCCAGGCAGCAUUGACAGCGGAUGAGGAUGGGGAUGUUCCCUUGCAUCUGGCAGUGGUGCAUGAGCACAUCCCACUGGUGAACAAGUUUAUCCAGCUCAUGAAGAUCGCCAGGAAGAGUGUGGACCGCUUCAACAAAGACAAACAGACCCCGCUUCAUCUGGCAGUGAAGCUGAACUUCCUGGGGGGAGUCAAGGCUCUGCUAGAGGCUGGCGCCGAUGUCAACUUCGUGGACAAGACCGGCUGUACGUCCAUCCACCUGGCGGUGAAGCAUCAGCUGCCGGAGUGCCUCCAACUCCUGGUCAAUGGCACCAAGGAGAAGGCGGACUUCAAUACCAGGAACUUCGAAGGGUUAACUCCCCUGCACACAGCGGUGGAGCUCAGAAACAAGGACCUCCUGACAUAUAUCCUGGACCGUGGCGCUGACAUCAAUAUGAUGGAUGGCAAGAGUGGACGCACACCAAUGUUCCACGCGGCUGAGAACAAUGAAAUAGACAUGGUAGAGAUGCUUCUGAAGAGGGGAGCUAACCCUGACGUGUUGAACUACGCAGGCAGCACAGCCAUCAUGGCAGCUCAAGCCCGCAACUUCAAUCUGAUCACGAAGAUGCUGAGUCGGGCAUCGGAGUGGAAUGAUGAGGAGGGGAGUGGAACAUCGUCUCCAGCCUCGGAGGUCAGUGUGUACCUGCCUGACCCGGCAGUCGGGGUGUGGAAUCAUGCUGUUCCCCUCCGCAAUCCCGCAACCAAGCAGAAGGGCACCGCACAAACUGCCCCCGUGGCAACGUUUGUCCGAGCUUCCUCAUCACUGGCUGCUGACAAUGAAGUGAGCCUCACUCAGAGUAGUGCUGUGAAGCCUCCCGAAACUGUGCCCCGAGUAACCGUUGGCAACAGCAUCAUGGACAAGACAGCAGUGGUAAUGGAAAAGAGGCCAUCAGAAUUUAUAUCAAGGACAGUGUCCAGGUCCCCCGAGUUUAAUUCUGUGGUAGCAGAUGAGUUUAAGGGAAAAGAUCAGGAGAAAGGGAACAGUAAUAAAUUAGCUCAGCCUGUUGAGCGAACACCUAGUUUAAGAUCCACUGAAUUAAAUAUGGCUGACAUUUCCAAAUUGCCUCCACUGAUGGUGCGAGAUAUGAUGCAGAAAAUAUUGGCUGCAAAGCAGCAGAUGAAAUCCUCUUCCGGACCGGAGAGAAGAGGAAGUGGUUCAGUUCAAAAAACCGGUUCUGAUGUGAUUGUGUCGCGUUCCAAUUCAACAUUGUCCUUGACAAAAGUUCUGUCAACGGAUCAGAUUGUUACGUCAAGCCCAGAAACUGUGAUGUGUCAAACGCCUGCCACGUCACACCUGCCUGUGACAUCGCAUACAUCUGCGACGACUCAUCCAACGGUGACAGCUCAUCCGUCGGUGAUGUCUCGAAUGUCAGUCACUUCUCAAGUGCCUGUGAUGUGUCAUCCGUCUGUGACGUCUCAUCCAUCGGUGACUUCUCAGCGACCUGUGGCAUCGCGCUCCCCAGUUAUAUCUCAUGCAGGGAUGCCAAUAGUGACAUCUCACCCAAUUGUGACAUCUCACCCAAUUGUGACGUCUCACCCAAUCAUGACGUCUCAUCCAACCGGAAUGUCACACCCAGCUGUGACCUCACAUCAAAUCUCUCGUCAGAAUGUCACGCCAUCUCCACCAUCAUCUGUCACACCUCGACCCGAGUCGACAACAUCACGUCAUGUGGCCCCGUCAUCACAAAUGGUGGGAAAAGUGUCCCAAGUUAUUGAGAAGCUGCCACAGCAGCCUGAACGAAUUAUCAGCACUGGGAUGGUUGUAGAGCACCCAGAGUUUGGGCUUGUGUUUCGGCCAUUUAGUGCUGGACCUGUUCAUAAACUUAACCAGCCAGAGACAGCUCCCAAGUCACAUCCCCCUUCCCCAGCGAUGAGGCUUGCAGAACUGCCUGUGCAGCAGUCACAGAAUGUGUCUGAAAAAACUGCAGCUGAAAAAUCACUUAAGAAAACCAAAAGUCAGUCUGAUGGAAGUGCAACAGCAUCCGCAACAAAGAAGAUGGGCAAUGGAGACACACAAGUUACCUCCUCUAUACCUGACGCCAUUUCUUCAACAAAGGAACAACCUUCUCAUCCUGUCACAGAAACACUUCUUAAUUCAAAACCCAAAUCAACACCCAUUCCAAAAUCCAGACCGGAAAGUAGUUCUAAAUCCCAGUCUGUAUCUUCUACUGCAGAAACAAAUCCAGUGAAAUCAAUUGCUAAUUCAGCCAUAGCUGCCAAGUUGCGUCAACGAGUGCUGAAUUCACCACAUGUAGAUUCCGCAACAAAGGCAUUGGCAAAUGCCACAGUGACUGUUACCCCGACAACCCAGUCUAAUGAGACUGUAACGACUGCUCCGGAGCGGGUCCCGAAGUUGCCGCAAUUUAGUUCCCGUCCUCUCAGCAUUGCGCCCAAUUCCGCAGGUUCUUCCACAGAACCACGCAAGGUAGGGGUUUCCAAAAUACUGGAACAUCUGGCCAAACCAAUUGACAGUUACCCUACUGAACGGCCCAGGUUAAACAUCGAUGGAGGUAAACAAAACAUUGAUGGAGGUAAACAAAACAUUGAUGGGGGAAAGAAGACUGAAAAGAAGAAGAAAAAGGAUCCAGGUGGUUCCGAAAUGAAAAAGAAAACCGUAUUUAUCAAGAGGGAGAGCGAGGAAAAGAACAGCGCUCGGUGAGAUGGCCAAGUCAAUGUAAUGUGAGUGUUGUGUGGUGAUCAAGGAACAUGCUCUGUGCUUUGUAGGAGGCAAUUGAUGUGGAUGGUGGAUCUGAUUGGUGAUUUUUGGCAAAUUUGUAGAAAUCAUCUAGCCACAAGGUAUAGAGGUCUAUAGCAGACACCUUGAUUCUCAAGUCGAACCAGAUAUUGAGACGUAAAACCUGCAUGACUGGCAUGAAGGGCCACAGGUUUGUAGAUAUGAUGAAUGAGUGCUUUAAACAUAGAUGGAAAAGUAAAGUGGGCGUGACAGAGUGUUUCUGCAGUUUUGUCCUAGUAUUGUGGGAUGCAUUGUGUUUGACUCUGUGUUGCUUUGUGUUUGACAGUGUUGUUGUGUUGAACACAGUGUAGCUUUGUGUUGGACUCAGUGAGGCAUUCCCUUGGACAGUGUUACAUCGUGUUGGACACAGUGAUGCAUAGUGUUGAACAGUGUUGUUUAGUGUUGGACACAGUAAUGCAUUAUGUUUGACACAGUGAUGUAUGGUGUUGGACACAGUGAUGCAUUGUGUUGAACAGUGUUGUUUAGUGUUGGACACAGUAAUGCAUUGUGUUUGACACAGUGAUGUAUGGUGUUGGACACAGUAAUGCAUUGUGUUUGACACAGUAUUGCAUUGUUUUUGAGACAGUGAUGCAUUGUCUUUGACACUCUGUUGCUUGGUGUUGGACACAGUAAUUCAUUGUGUUGGACACAGUAAUGCAUUGUUUUUGACACAGUGAUGCAUUGUCUUUGACACUCUGUUACUUUGUGUUGGGCACAGUAAUGCAUUGUGUUCGACACAGUCAUGCAUCGUGUUGGACACAGGGAAGCAUUUUGUCGGACACAGGAAUGCAUUGUGUUGGACACAGUAAUGCAUUGUGUUGGACACAGUAAUGCAUUGUGCUGGACACAGUCAUGCAUCGUGUUGGACACAGUAAUGCAUUGUGUUGGACACAGGAAUGCAUUGUGUUGGACACAGUAAUGCAUUGUGUUGGACACAGUAAUGCAUCGUGUUGGACACAGGAAUGCAUCGUGUUGGACACAGGAAUGCAUCGUGUUGGACACAGGAAUGCAUUGUGUUGGACACAGUAAUGCAUCGUGUCGGACUCAGGAAUGCAUCGUGUUGGACACAGGAAUGCAUUGUGUUGCACACAGUAAUGCAUCGUGUUGGACACAGUAAUGCAUUGUGUUGGACACAGUAAUGCAUCGUGUUGGACACAGUAAUGCAUCGUGUUGGACACAGUAAUGCAUUGUGUUGGACACAGGAAUGCAUUGUGUUGGACACAGUGAUUUAUCAUGUUGGACAGUGAUGUAUUGUGUUAGAUACAGUUAUUUAGUGUGUUCGAAUGUGUAUACAUGGCAGAGGAUGAAUAUUUAUAAAAAUGGUGAACUGAAUUUGUGUUCAGGGAUAGGAUAUGACAUACAAAGGAGAGGGUGAAGAUAAUGUAGACUCAUUAUUGUUGUAUUUAUACAUGUAUCAUCUGCUCAUUAUAAAACCAGUCAUGGUGACAGAUAACCCAUUUAUCUUUUCAGUAGACCGAUAUUGCUGUAAUAUCACUGACUCGAGAUCCAAUGAUGUCGCUGUAAUAUUGCUGACUCGUGUCUCUGCUUUGUAGCUGUGAUAUUGCUGACUUGGGAUCCUUUGAUGUAGCUGUUAUAUUGCUGACUCAGGAUCCUGUGAUGUGUCUGUAAUAUUGCUGACUCAGGUUUUCAUGUAAUAUUGCCGACUCGGGAUCCUGUGAUAUGGCUGUAAUAUUGCUGACUACAAGACACAUUGAUAUAGUGGAAUAUUGCUGGCAAAUGUCUGAACACUGUUCACUUUGCCACCUUUUAUGCAUCAUUUUUUAUCAAUUACUCCUGUUAGCUACAAUCUAUGGUUUGUCUUGUAGCCUAGCUGUAGUGUCUAGAAAAUUAAUCAGACUUUAUCAAAUUACUUGUAAUCUAUUGGACUAUUAUUAUGAACAAAAUAGCCCAAAGUGCUAAUUUUUCUAAAUAUUAACAAAGGCACCUUUUCCGAAAUUUCUUCACAGCGAAGCUGUCUGUACUGUGGUGUCCUGACCUUCUGUGUUGUCCCAAUGUUACAAUCUAUCACAGACUGUAUUCUGUUUCUUCACAUUUCAUCUCACGUGUUGUUUUCAGUUGUUUUAAAGACAUGGCAUUUAUAUGUUUGUACUUGAUAAUGGCAGCACAAAUGGUACAAAUUUUCAUCAGUCAAUCUCAACAUCAUUUUCAUCAGCUGGUUCGUAUCCGAAUCUGUAGCUAACCUCAUCGAUGUGACACUGGCAUCGAAGGUGACAAUUGUUCAACAGAUUCAAUAUAAACAUUAUUUUACAGACCCCCUGAAUUUUUCCUGAUUGCAUGGAAUGGUCUAGACAUUGUAAAUAGUGCUGUGUUUGAGUGAGUAUGGAUUUAUGCCUCUUUCUGCAAUAUUUUAGCAAUGUUAUGGCGGGGAACACCAGCAAUGGGACCUGUGAAGAUCUGGGGUAGAAUAGGUCUUCAGCAACCCAUGCUUG